Phaeoacremonium minimum UCRPA7 is the source of this 582-nucleotide messenger RNA. RefSeq names its product putative dj-1 family protein. The transcript has a single exon. The record is from RefSeq and is a predicted model, not a curated record. The coding region runs from base 1 to 582 and encodes 193 amino acids. Lineage: Eukaryota; Fungi; Ascomycota; Sordariomycetes; Togniniales; Togniniaceae.
AUGACAAUGACUUCAACAUAUCCCAAGUCUCUCCGUAUUGGAGUCAUGCUGGAGGCUGUCCAGCUAAGCGACAUUGUUGGUAUUGACAUCUUCGGCAAUAUGUCUACCAAGAUCCUGGCUGAGAUCGCCGCGAAUGGCCCGGACUAUGCCGUUCUUCUCGACAAGGCAAUCGACAUGGAGUUUUUCUACAUGUCCUCCACUCUCGAUCCAUUCGAAGUCACUCCAAGCUUGAAGAUCGUUCCGAACGUGACGUACGAUACGUGCCCUCGGGAUCUCGAUAUUGUUGUGAUUGGUGGACCGUUUCCUACGUUCCGACCUGCCGGCGCAGAUAAAUUCAUGAAGGAGGCAUGGUCUAAGACGCGCGUAUGGUUGACCACCUGCACCGGAGCACUGUGGCUUGCCAGCACAGGGAAACUGAGCGGCCACAAGGCGACUGCCAACCGCGCCGCGGUUCCUAUCGCCCAGCAGAUGUACCCGGACGUCCAAUGGCUGGACCAGCGAUGGGUCGUGGAUGAAAAGCCCUUUGAUGGCGAAGGGAAGGGCGAGCUCUGGACAGGCGGCGGCGCUGGUGCUGGUAAAUGA